CGGAGUACUGAGGAUAGUUCGCGCUACUCGUCGCUCGGGUCAGUGUGUGCGGUACUUUCUGGUCUGAUUGGACUGUGUCGGGGCUGAGUGCGGGGUCUCCACUGCUGUGCGGGAUGAGGGGCUGGCGGCUCCUGCUGCUCUCUGUGCUCUUGGCUACCUGCGUCCUGCCCGCGUCAGGUGUAAAUACUACAGUUUCAAAAAAAGGAAGAAACUUUGCGGGCAUACUAGACAACAGCACUGGGACCUAUGGCUAUACUGUGAACGAAUUUGCACAGAAGGUCUUGACUGGUGGCUUGACCAGAGUCUUCCUCCCUUUAAUUUACAUCAUUGUCUUUAUUGUUGGAUUGCCAAGCAAUGCCAUUGCAUUAUGGGUGUUCUUUUUCCGAACCAAGAAAAAGCACCCAGCGGUGGUCUAUAUGGCCAACUUGGCAAUGGCUGACUUAAUGUUCAUUAUCUGGAUUCCCCUCAAGAUUUCAUAUCAUCUCAAUGGCAACAACUGGGCCUAUGGAGAAGCCAUGUGCAAAGUCCUGGUGGGUUUUUUCUAUGGCAAUAUGUACUGCUCAAUACUUUUCAUCACGUGCCUGAGCGUUCAAAGAUAUUGGGUGAUUGUAAAUCCCAUUUCCAGUACCAGGAAGAACACCAAAAUAGCGUUAAUUGUAUCAGGAGCCAUAUGGAUCAUAAUCAUAUUAAGCACCAUUCCAUUAUAUCUGAUCGAUCAGACCAUCUACGUCUCCAACCUCAACAUCACCACCUGCCAUGAUGUCUUGCCAGUGAGCGUUCUGGCUAGCGAUAUGUUCAGAUACUUCCUCUCUCUUGCCAUUGGGCUCUUUUUCUUCCCGGUCAUUCUCAUGUCAGUGGCUUACGCAUUUAUGAUUAAAACCUUGAAUGACUCUAUCACAGAUGAAACCAUUGGCAAAAAGCGAAGACGGGCCAUCAUGCUUAUCCUUACUGUGCUGGUGAUGUGCUUGGUGUGUUUUUUGCCCAGUAACAUCUUGCUGUUGGUGAACUAUGCCAUUAUAAGGGAAACCCACGUUGGUAACAUGUAUGCCUUCUACAUUACGGCCCUUUGUCUCUCGUCCUUGAACAGUUGCAUCGAUCCCUUUGUCUAUUAUUUUGUGUCCAAAGACUUCAGAGAUAAUGUCAAGAACACGUUCCUCUGCAGGAGCGUAAGGACUGUUGACAGAAUGCAGAUCUCAUUUAGCUCUAUGAAAUAUUCCAGAAAGAGCAGUACUUACACCAGCACAUCCAGCAACACAAAAACCAGCAACUGCUAGAGAUGGACCCUGUAGGAACAAGUUCUGACUAGAAGACUUGGGUAUUAUAUACCUUUUCUGUGUGAGAAUGCAGGCCCUCCCAGCCCAGGGAACCUGGUCAUGUACAAAUGUUACCUUCUGAGAUGCUAAUGAGAUCUUUUAUUACGUGGAAUCUGUUUAAAUGCAUUGUGUUGUGUGGAGGUAUUGUACUAUGUAGAAAAGCUGAAUUGUAAUUGGCCUUAAUGAGAUCUGUUCUCCUUUCCUUAUUACGACACACUGGAACUGAUCCCACGAGGGAGAAUGUGCCCCCUUCUUUCUUCAUAUGGGGUCCAUUAUCAUUCUGAAGGGGUGAGUGGGGGUUAUCAGAUUUCACAAAUUUAUGAGAACUGAGCUUUAAAGGGUCCAACCCUUUACACGUGAUGGCCUAUCCUCAGGACAUCACUGUCCGAUCGGCGUGGGUCCAACAGCCUUCACCCCAGCCAGUCAACUGUUCGCCACAGCACCAGAACAAUACUACUCCAUCUAUUGUGCACUGGACGGAGCUGUUUACCCAUUCACUUCCAUGGGAGCAGCACUGCAGUAACCAGUCCACUGUACAAUGGAUGGCGCAAUGUAGUCUACAACAGAACAGCAUAGGUUGCAGAGUUUCAUACCUCCACCGAUUUAGAUAGUGGUGGUCAAUCCUGAGGAUAGGACUUCACUUGUAAAGGGCAGGACAGCCUCUUAGAAGUGAAUGCCCAAAUGUGACAAUUCUGGCUGCCUGCACCAUCACUAGGCCACUUUAUUGUAUGUAGUUGAAUGUUAAAACGGUAAGUGUAAGCUCCCCUUAGGGUUCGCUGCAGGCAGCCACAUCUUUAUCAUUUUAACUCUUGUCUAUUCAGUGGACUUUGAGCUCUACAGAAACAUACAAUAUAUUACAAAACUAAUCUGCACAUAAGGUUAUACCUAUUAAGAUAAAAAAAAUAAAGUUGUACAAGCACUUUACACUACGUGCUGUCAUGCAUCUGUUGUAAUUAGCUUCUGAUCUGUAGAAGUGAACACAGGUUGUUUGUCUUCACAAAUUUACUUAUACCUGGUUGGCCUCGUUUCUGGAAUUUCUCCGGGGCCUCUUCCUGAGCUCUGCUUCCACAGCUUUUCAUUUGAAGCUUUUAAAUGAUAACUGAACUAACGCAGAAGAUAAAAUGAUCCUCCAUGACGGAGUAUGCGGGAAAUCUUUACUACAAGGUGAAACCAAAGGGAAUGUCUUAAAGGGAACCUGUCACCGGGAUUUUGUGUAUAGAGCUGAGGACAUGGGUUGCUAGAUGGCCGC
Molecule: messenger RNA, 2562 nt
Organism: Bufo gargarizans (Asiatic toad)
Lineage: Eukaryota; Metazoa; Chordata; Amphibia; Anura; Bufonidae
Gene: F2RL1
Product: F2R like trypsin receptor 1
Exons: 2
Coding region: 114-1274 (386 amino acids)
Biological process (GO): phospholipase C-activating G protein-coupled receptor signaling pathway; blood coagulation; positive regulation of Rho protein signal transduction
Cellular component (GO): membrane
Molecular function (GO): thrombin-activated receptor activity
Source: RefSeq, a predicted model, not a curated record